GAUAUACGUUGCUUUUUCAUUCAUUUGAGAUCUGUGACUACUUGAGAUUUGGUUUACUUAUAUCUAACUAAUUUGAGUUUGUAUUUGUUAUGGAGGGGCGGAUGAGUUAGCUGUGAGAAGAUUUAGUUGUAGUAGUUGAUUUUUUAGGUUUUAUAUUUUGUUUUUAAUUCAAGAUUCCUAAUGUAUGUAUGGAACUUUUGUCUCAGAAAAUGGCUUUAGGUGGAACAACUCCCCCAAGAGGAAGUGCAGCUGCUACUGCAAACAUGAGGAGGAGGAGAACAGCCGGUGGUGGGGCCUCUAGAGGAGCAACUGGAACUAUGCUCCAAUUUUACACUGAUGAUGCCCCUGGACUCCAGAUCUCCCCAAAUGUGGUUCUUGUAAUGAGCAUUGGCUUUAUAGCAUUUGUUGUUAUCCUUCAUGUGAUGGGAAAGUUGUACUUUGUGCGUAGGGAGGCUUAGAAGAGAAAAGAUUUAGGUCGAUUUUGGAGAUCG
Vigna umbellata (rice bean) is the source of this 491-nucleotide messenger RNA. The record is from RefSeq and is a predicted model, not a curated record. NCBI's taxonomy places the organism in Eukaryota, Viridiplantae, Streptophyta, Magnoliopsida, Fabales, Fabaceae.